Closterium sp. Naga37s-1 is the source of this 351-nucleotide messenger RNA. The record is from the annotation of a GenBank genome assembly. NCBI's taxonomy places the organism in Eukaryota, Viridiplantae, Streptophyta, Zygnematophyceae, Desmidiales, Closteriaceae.
GGUCAGCAGCUCCGCAAACACAUUGAUGCCACGCUCGGCAGCGGCAACCUUCGGGAGGCCGUCAGGCUUCCGCCAGGCGAAGACCUCAAUGAGUGGCUCGCCGUCAACACCGUGGAUUUCUACAAUCAAGUCAAUCUGCUCUACGGCACGCUCACUGAGUUCUGCACGCCAGAACACUGCCCCACCAUGUCCGCCGGUCCCAAGUACGAGUACCGGUGGGCGGACGGUGUGCACGUGAAGAAGCCGUUGGAGGUGUCGGCGCCCAAGUACGUGGAGUUCCUCAUGGACUGGAUCGAGACACAGCUCGACGACAGCACCAUCUUCCCCCAAAAGCUAGGUCUGUGCUGCUAG